Molecule: messenger RNA, 1570 nt
Organism: Ziziphus jujuba (common jujube)
Lineage: Eukaryota; Viridiplantae; Streptophyta; Magnoliopsida; Rosales; Rhamnaceae
Product: GDSL esterase/lipase APG
Exons: 5
Coding region: 255-1340 (361 amino acids)
Cellular component (GO): apoplast
Molecular function (GO): hydrolase activity, acting on ester bonds
Source: RefSeq, a predicted model, not a curated record
UGUAUGUACAGAAACUAUGACCAAAUAGAAAGAACCAUUACCAAAGAAAUGAAGAUCGUAUAGUGUAUAUACAUAUAUAUAUACAUGUGGAAAUUUAUUACCUACUGAGAUACGAAUUUGUUUGUUUAAAUGUUGGAACAACAACCAAGUACAAGAAACUCUCAGGUUCAUCGUUCUGUUCAAGCGGAGCUUUUACUAGGGGGUAGUUUCCAAUUCCAUUUGUUUAGAUUAGAGCCCUCAAAACAAUAACAAUUAUGGGUAUAUAUAAGAAGAUUAGAGAAGCCUUGGUUUUGGUUUUGGUACUGUCUGUGUAUGCAACUGUAAAUGGUGGCAACGCACAAGAAUCAUCUACUACUCUUGUUCCCGCUGUCAUAUCAUUUGGUGACUCUGGUGUAGAUGUGGGGAACAAUAACUAUCUUCCAACUCCUUUCAAGGCUAAUUUCCUUCCUUACGGAAAAGACUUUAUAAAUCACCAACCUACUGGGAGAUUUUCCAAUGGGAAACUAGCAGUUGAUUUCACUGCUGAAAUUCUGGGGUUCAAGGCUUAUGCACCAGCUUAUCUUAGUCCACAGGCCUCAGGGAAAAACCUACUCAUUGGAGCCAACUUUGCUUCAGCUGGAUCUGGUUUUGACGAGAAUGCUGUAGUCUCAAAUCAUGCCAUUCCAUUGUCCCAGCAGUUGAAGUAUUUCAAAAAAUACAAAACUAAGCUGGCCAAGAUAGCAGGCACUAAGAAAGCAGCAUCCAUUGUCAAUGACUCAUUGUAUAUAUUAAGCGCCGGUACUGCUGACUUUAUUCAGAGUUACUAUUUCAAUGCUUCACUUAGAAAAGCUUACACUCCUCAGCAAUAUUCCAACUACCUUGUUGGUGUAUUCUCUAGCUUUGUUAAGGAGUUGUAUGGAUUGGGAGGCAGGAGAAUUGGGGUGACUUCACUCCCUCCACUGGGUUGCCUUCCAGCGGCAAAAACCUUAUUUGGUUUUCAUGAGAAAGGGUGUUACUCUAGGUUCAACAAUGAUGCCCAAGUAUUCAAUGAGAAGCUCAACUCCUCUGCAGUCAAUCUCAAAAAGCAACUUCCUGGUCUCAAAAUUGUUGUGUUUGACAUUUUCAAUCCUAUUUAUGAUGCUGUCAAAUCUCCCUCAAAAUAUGGAUUUGUGGAAGCAAGAAGAGGUUGCUGCACAAGCAAGAAAAGUAUAGAGAAAACAUCCGUUUUAUGCAAUCCAAAGUUAGGAGGAACAUGCUCAAAUUCUAGUCAAUACGUAUUUUGGGACAGUGUUCAUCCAUCUGAAGCUGCUAAUCAGGUUGUUUCCGAAGCAAUGCUUCUACAAGGCAUUGCUCUCAUUUGAUUAUGAAGUAUUUUAUGGUGUGUGUCAAGAUCCUUAAUGUUAUGCAAUUUGCUUGUAAACCUUAAAAAAGAUGGUUGGUUUUAUUCCCAGAAUCAUGUCCAUAUGCAAGUAAUAUGUUUGAUUGCGAUAUAUUUAACUAUUGCCACUUGAACUGGUCCAACUCUACUGUGCUUUCCUAGGAUUUAAUUCUUCUUGAUAUAAUUGAUGUUAUUUAUUGCUCUUCCCUUUCA